AUGUCGAUUAUAAACGAUACCAAUACAUCAUUGAUGAGUUCGAUAUCAACAAAUAAUUUUUUACGUGACUGUAUUGACUUGGCUAUUGAUGGAUUUUUAUUUCGUGGUAUAACACCAUCAGAUCAUUAUUAUCGUUUUUCACAGUCAUUUCCAAAAGCUUUCUCACUUUUACCAUCAUAUUCCAAUCCGAAUGGAUCAACAAUUAUAACCACACCAAAACAAUCUCAUAUUUAUCAUGCAUCAGCAUCAUCAUCAUCAAAGCAUUCAUCUAUACAACAUCAACGUACAAAUAAUGUUCCUCCACUAGAUUUAUCUUCGUUAGGUUCAAAUAUUUUACUUGAACAACAGCCAGUUUCAACAAUUAUGCCAACGGCUAAUACAGGAAUUACUAUUAAACCGAAGAAACCAAUUUAUAGUCCAAAAGAUUCAGUAUCAUCAUCAUCGACCAGUGAUCGUCGACUAGGAAGUUCACGUCGUCCAGGUUCAUCAGGAACCAAAACUCCACUUGUAACAUCGAAUACUCCAAAUACUCCGUUGUCAUCGAAUGAUCAAUCUCCAUCAACACAAAGUGUUAAUCCAAAACGACCUGUAACAGCUCCGAGUCCAUCAUCAGAUAUUUGGAAUUCUCCUCAACAACAGUUAAGUUCACUUGAAAUUGAGGCACGUGAUAUUCAAGAACGUAUGGGAAAAUAUCGUUUAAGACAUGGACGUCCACAUGAUCUUUCACAAAUGACGCCAAAACAAAUUUAUGAUGAGAAAUGUGAUAUGCAACAAGAAUUAUUGAGAUUUGAAAAUAAAUAUUCGAAACCAACAACCAGUGAACAGAAACGUAUUAUGAAACCUCUCUAUGAUUAUUAUCGACAAUUGAAACGCCUUGUUGAAAAGCAGCAACAGACUUGA
Molecule: messenger RNA, 900 nt
Organism: Rotaria socialis
Lineage: Eukaryota; Metazoa; Rotifera; Eurotatoria; Philodinida; Philodinidae
Source: the annotation of a GenBank genome assembly